UAGGCAUUCCACAUUAUUCUGCUUCUUGCAUCAGACAGAAGAUGAUGCAUUGGUGGCUUAAAGCCGGAAGCAAAACACUAUUGGACCUUCUUAAACAUCUCAUUCCAGGUAUAAUUUGUUGGUUUAUUUGGAAAACGUAUGCGGAAUUCAUUUGGGGUGAUAGGGUAGGAGGUGUGUCAUCUGAGAGCAUUAUAAUUCAAAUAAAACAUUUCAUAAGUACCUGGAUAACUAGUCUUUCCAGAUUAAAAAUUCCCGGUGUGGAGGAUGUGUUAUUUGAAGAGGGGAUUAUUCCACGGAAUUUCAAGGUUUCGAGGAUGAAAAUCAGAGCUAUUCGAUGGAUUAAACCCCAAAAUUGUCUUAAGCUCAACACCGAUGCCUGUUACGUACCUGGGAAAGCUGGUGGUGCUGCUAUUUUGAGAAAUGACGAUGGGAAGUUGAUUGCGGCAAUCGCGUUUCCUUUGGUUGCCUCGUCGAGCCUGGAAGCGGAAAUCUUCUCCAUAGCUUACGCCUCUCGCUGGAUGGUAGACGCCGGGUUCCAUGGCUUUCAUGUUGAAACUGAUUGUAUGCUUGCACUGGGUUAUCUCACUCAGGUAAGAGACGGUCGAUGGAAGGGUUGCUUUCAAGAAAUGGAGCUUCUCAGAAUUAGGAAAGCGAUUAGUUUCGGACAUAUAUGGCGAGAGGCUAAUACUGCGGCCCAUUAUCUGGCCAAAUCUUCUACUAAUAUACUUCAGCAAUUUUACAGGGCCAAAGAUCUGCCAAUUCAGGCCCGUAAUGCUUACUUUGGGGAUUUAUUUGGUAUUCCAUGCAUUAGACACUGAUAACUUUGGCAAGAGGACUUCAGCUUGAGAAAACCAGCAGAGCUGUCAAUGUACUCUAUAUUGAGGCAGCUCUAUCGCAGUUGUUGCGAAUGGGUUCUUUAAGAAUCGCAUCCUUUGGUAAAUUAGUUGGAUGUUCACUUAUUUUGAUCUCAGCUAAUUUCACGCUGAUCUCUUAUGGACCUGAAUGAGACUGAAAGGACUAUGAACAUCAUAUUUCUCUAUCGUGCGCCACCAUACCUGCUUAUAUUCUUUCUUGUAUUGAUUCUUGAAUUUGUAAACUGCA
Cuscuta epithymum is the source of this 1101-nucleotide messenger RNA. The record is from the annotation of a GenBank genome assembly. NCBI's taxonomy places the organism in Eukaryota, Viridiplantae, Streptophyta, Magnoliopsida, Solanales, Convolvulaceae.